Molecule: messenger RNA, 3797 nt
Organism: Lytechinus variegatus (green sea urchin)
Lineage: Eukaryota; Metazoa; Echinodermata; Echinoidea; Temnopleuroida; Toxopneustidae
Product: twisted gastrulation protein homolog 1-A-like
Exons: 4
Coding region: 455-1162 (235 amino acids)
Biological process (GO): regulation of BMP signaling pathway
Source: RefSeq, a predicted model, not a curated record
GCAUAUGCAAUCUACGACCGAACAAGAAGAUGUCGCGUCCAUGGUCAACAUCUGACGCUUCAAUUUCUGGACCAAUUGUACGCAGAUCUACAAACUUCCGAAUGAUUUUGGAACUUUCUAGGAAUUAGCUCAGGAUAUAUUCUCACAGAAACAUUACAAUCAUCAGGAAAAUUGGUGUAUUGACUGAUGUCGGAGACCCAUAUCGAAGUGAAAAAUAUAAUAUUUGAUGUUUCAAAGUGUAGUUGUUGAUACCGGUACUUCGAAAAGUUUGAGGAGCCAGGAGUGAAAUUUAUUAUCGCACGGAUAAUGUGCCAGGAGUAAGCCGAAGCUUGGCGGGUCAGAGCUCAGAGAAAGCCAAGUUGCGGAGGAACUCGCCGUGACUUUUGGAAACGAACUUAAAAAGCUGCUGAUUUGAGAAGUUUACGUAGAAACGAGGAUAAACUAUUCCUACAAAAUGAAGACGACGGUAUUCAUAGCAGUGAUGGUAGCCGGGAUAGCCUACGCGGUGGGCGUCACCGUCUUAUACGAGAGGUGCAACGAGAACAAGUGUGUCUCACGAGUCAGCAAGUGUCAGCUGACUGGGGCUUGCGGUUGCACGCUGGACAACUGCACUUGCUGCGUGAACUGUACUCUCUGUCUGGCAGAGCUGUGGGACGAUUGCUGCUCCUGCGUCAAUAUGUGCAAACCACGCAACAUGUCCGCAACGGAUAUGGCUAGCUACAGUACCAUUCACGACCUCCGGGUGGAUUCUGGUAUGGCGGAUAUCCUUUUUAACGCCCUCACCGAGCACGACAAGCCACACCCUGAUGCUCAUUGGACGGUGGAGAGGGUUACGCCCCAGGAGGAGGGAGUGAUCUUACCAGGCCUCGCAGGACCCGACAAUAGUGAAUCAAGAGAUAACUCACCGGUGGAAUCAUCACCGAGCACCAAGCCUGCGACAUCAACAGCCGCAUCAGCCAACGAAACCAUCGUGCCCAUGGACACCUGUACAGUAGCUUAUAUCAACAUUUGCCUCGGACUUAAGAAGUGUGAAGACGCUUGCGAACACAUGGGGGCGGCAAAAUAUAGAUGGUUUCACACGGGGUGCUGUGAGUGUGUCGGAAGCACGUGCCUCAGCUACGGCAAGAAAAAAGCUCUUUGUAGGGAUUGUCCCAAUGAUUAAAAACUGCCAUCAAUGUACUUUAGAUCUUGGGAAAGAUGUGGAUUCCAUGCCGAGUUGAAUGAACAUUGAACAAAGGAAAAGAUGAUUUUGUUUUCUUUUUCACUAUUGUGUUAACAAGCAUUGUGUAUUCAUAUAAAAUGGUAAUGCAGUGAUUUACUGAGGAAAAUGACAUGCAAGUGACCUUAUUCAGUUUAUAUCAAACAAUAUAUUUGGGGCAAGAAUUGGAAGUGACUCUUAAAAUUAAUAUCAAGAUCUUAACUUUGAGAAUGAUUGAAGUAACUUAACAAAACCUAAUUUUACCUUUAAAAAAACCCUACCAUUUUUCUUUGAUGAUGUAGUACACACUUGUAAAUAAGAUGAUUCCCAUUAUGGGUUGUAUGUAGCAAAGUAAAUCAAACUUGAACCAAAGGGAAAAAAUAUCUGUAAAACUUAUCUUUCUAAUUGCAAAAUAUGAUUAAAUCACUCUUCUGCUGUUCUUGACACAAUUCAUUUUAGAUAAACUUCCAUUAAACAAUAUACCCAUUGAAGUUUGAACGUUGACUUUCAAUCAGAAUUUCUUUUUGAUAUCUUUUACUUAGUGCAAGGGGUAUUUUUAAUGACCAAUAUUCACUUUCUUCCUAUUUCAUGAGGUUUUUUUUACAAUCUAUUUAAGAUAUUUUAACUCCUAUUUUGUACAUAUGUGAUAUAUUUAUUAGAAAUUGUCUAGAAUGUACAGUUUAAUAACUAAUAAUGUGAAAAAUUAAAGAAGUUUGGGGUAAACUUAAUGUAAUAUUGUGUGGAGAAAGCUUAUGGUGCUUUUGCCCCAAAUAAUUUUUUUAUGUCAAUGACUUUGCAGUCUCAAACAGAUGAUUUUUUAACAAUUACCUUUUAAGGAUGUUUUUAGCAUCAUGUUCCAUUCAUUUACAAGUAAUAUGUUUGGAAAACGUUUUUGUGAGAAAAGUGAGGAAAUCAUGUUCUUUUACAAGAAAUUCAGUAUUAGUUAUAAUAUUGAUUCAAAACAAAGGCUUUCAUCAAGUGUAUUUUAAACCAAGAUAUUUUUCUGGAUAUUUUAUGAAAUUUUCUGUUUUGGUAAAAGAAAAUUUAAAGAAAAGGGGAGAAACCAUUUUUUUUUUUACAAAUUAACAACUCAAAUCACCUGUAGGGGUCUUAUUUGAGAUGCUAAAAUAGGGAAUAUGUCUUGAAAAAAUACUGGAGAUUUUUUCAUUUGUAGUUGCCUCAAAUAAUAUGAAAUGUCACAUGAAGGAUAAAUUAUGCUUGUAAAGCCAUUACAACUCACAUUUCUUGGUAAAUUAUUUCUUAAAGAAUUAUUAAUGUUCAUUAUGAUUUCAAUAAUUCAGUAUUGGCAUUACAGCUCAAGGAAGGGGGUAUCACAACCUGAAAUUAUUAAACUAGUAUGAUUAUUACAAUAACAUUAUUUUCACAUUUAUUUUGAUAAAAAGGACACUCAUGAUAACUGUGAACAAAACAAAUGUACAUGUAAUAAGUUGAAUGAUUGUGACCAACAGGGUUUUAUAAAACUCAUUUGAUAUACUCUACCCUCAAUAAAGAAUAUGAUUUUAAAAUAGAUUAGAUGUUCACCUCUGGUAAAAGAAAAAAAAGGUGCUGCUUGCUAAGUUUUGAUUAAUGAAAGGAUCUUUUACCAACUCUUUCACGUACCCAGGUUAAUGGUUUUGAAUCCUCAUGAUAGAGACUCACAACAAAAUUAUUUUUUGCAAUAGUUUAGACCAAGGCAUUUUAAUUAUUAGUUUGGUAUUGAUGUAACCAUCUUAGUAUUAUUCAGCUCAAUAUUGGUCGAUAGCAUUAAGUGACCUUGCAAAUUUUCCACCAUGACAUCAUGCUUCUGUAAAGUCUGAACAAAUUUUUUUUCUAAAACUGUAGGGAUGUAUGGUAUCUUUUGUAUAACACUCGUGGCUGAUAAUAUUUUUAAGAAGGAAAUAAUGUUUUGUUGAAACGUUUCCUACAAAAGUAUUGGAAUUAUUGUUUCCCAGCAUUUCUGAGAGCAUUAUGUUGUAAGCUUAGUCACCAAGCAGGUGUAUACUAUCUAGGUGUGUAGUUCAAGCUUAUCUAAUUGGACAAUUUAUGAAGGAAGCGCCUGUUGGCUCAGGCCAGUCAGUUGUCGCUCAAAAUUCAACGAUGGCCGCAUUUUGGGCUGGUUAUUGUCUCUACUUAUGACAAGUCUAGGUCUGAUAAACUAAACAGUAUGUUAGUUAGUCAAACCAUUCAUGAUGAUAAAGGGGUUUUCAUUGUUUUUAUUGUAUAAUAUUACAUUUAUGUCAAGGAAAUUACACAUGUUUUUUAUUUAUUUUAGUUUUCAAGGGGAAGUUUUGUACUCAAGGUCUGAAGAAUUGAAAGGCUGAAAUCGUUUUAUCAUGUAUCGAAACUGCUGAAUAUUGACUGUCGAGUGUGAUCUUGUCCAUAUUUCUUACAAUACAAAUCUGUAUGACCAGAUGUAUAGUAACAGGAAAGUUUGUGUUUGUUUUUAAAUUACUCUUUGUGUGAUUCAUAACUCUUGAGCAUAAAAUCAAAUUCAAAGUGAGUUAUAAUGUUCAGCAGAGACUGCUAUUACCAGUUAAUUUUUUUUAGUUUGAAAAUGCCCAACAAUCAUGAACAAAACAAGUUGAUUUUACAAGAGCUA